AUGACAGCCAAAGAAGCACAUGUGAUGCAGGCAGAUGUGGCCCAGGAAGCAGUCAUUCAAAGAACUGUUACUGCAGAUUGGUAUACCACCAUUUGUUUGCCAAAAGUCAUCAACAAGCUUCGAAAAAUCAACCCCGAAAGAAGAAUCAUCCUCCACCAAGACAAUGCAAGCUCGCACACAGCCCAAAAAACAAGGCAGUAUUUAACGGAAGAGAACGUGGAAUUAUUGGACCAUCCUCCAUAUAGUCCUAACGAUUUCUUUACUUUCCCGAAAAUUAAAAUCAGACUGCAUGAUCAAAGGUUCCAGUCACCAGAAGAAGCAGUUGACGCAUUCAAAACUGCCGUUCUGGAUCUGCCAGCAAACGAGUGGAAUAAGUGCUUCGAAAAUUGGUUCGAGCGCAUGCAGAUGUGUAUUAAUCUUCGUGGAGAAUACUUCGAAAAACAAUAAAGUCAUUUAAAACUA
Acanthoscelides obtectus is the source of this 462-nucleotide messenger RNA. The record is from the annotation of a GenBank genome assembly. NCBI's taxonomy places the organism in Eukaryota, Metazoa, Arthropoda, Insecta, Coleoptera, Chrysomelidae.